AUAAAUUCAGGUCAGUUUAACUCAAAUCUUAGGAUUGUUUAGGUACCACACUAUUACACUGAAAAUUAGCUGUGCAUUCCAAAUCAAUAUUUUUAUUUAAAUUGACUGUUAAUACUUUUACCAGUUGAAUGGUUUCGCACUCAGAUACAAGAGAACGAAAUAAAGAAGCGGCAUUAAAAUGUCUAACUGCACUUUUGUCUUUAACGUGAUUGUGACUACCAUUGAGAUACAUGAACCAGGAAGGUAUGAUCGCGAUAAAAUGAAAGUGGAGGUCAAUUUUUGUAAUACAUUCAUACCAAUAAGUGGAAGUGGCAUCUACGCUACCGAAUUUAUGCCUCAAUUUGGCACUGAGAUCAAUAUAGACCCAAAUGCUCUACGGAAGACUCUCGAAGUAUGCGGGCUCCCUAUAACAUUAACGUGUGACGGUGAUAUACUUGGCAGGGGAUCUGUUCACUUUCAACGUGAAGAAAUGGAGGCAAUAAACAAUGACAUGCACGAGUUGGUCCUCACAGAGUUCUGUUCAGUUGAGCGCGACAGGGAAAUUGUCGGCAGAGUGGAACUGCAGUGCCUUCUGCGACUGAAGUGUGUCGAAGCGAAAAAGGCGAAACCGUGUCAACUAUUCAAGGACAAAGCUAUCAAAGAUGAGGAUAUCUUAUUUAUUAUGAGCGAGGCCCAGACGUGCCGCGAUCCUUGCAGCGCAUUUGAGUUUGUGGAAGACUCGGAAUAUCUUCAAUUUGGCACCCAACGUUUUGAAAAUACUGAAAAACCUAAGGAAAGGCCCACAUUUUUUCAUGAUCCAGUUGCCAAUGCCAUCAGUUAUGAAGUGAAGGCAAUGGGUCAGGACUGUAACGAUACUGUUGACGCAAUUGUGGAAUCCUUGGACCAGGACAAGGGGUCAAGGGCUCUCGAGGCAAGCAGAAAUCGGGUUCCAUAUUUUACACGUAUACCAUCACUAGGGCCUGAAGAUAACAAUACGAUACCAUGCAUUAAGAGGAAAAAUGAGCAUUUGAUAGAAAAACGUUAUUGUCCCAUUUGCUUCACUAAUAUGACAUGGCUUCCCAUGUUGGCUGCCUGCACCACUUGCGGCUUAAAGCCAAUGAUACUACCUAAAAAACAAUAUAACCUACCAUCCACACAGGCUAUGUAUCAAGUUAAUCAUCCAGUUCAUAAGCCAGCUGAACAGAAGCAGGCGAAAUGUAGGUGCACCUGCGCGGAUGGACGAAUCUGCCCCUUUUGCCGCGUGCGUAAAAAGUGCGCCAGCUUUUAUAAAAUUGAGAAUCCGCCCAAAGAGUCUUCGGAUGCCAAAGAGUCCGGGCAGUUUGAUUGUGAUCAACUGAAAACCGUAGAUUCUCGCCCAUUUCUGUCACGGGUAUUCUCAGAGUUAUGCGACUUAUGUAAUGUCCGAGACGUCAUAAAUUAUCGCGAGUUCAAAAAGCAAUGUCAAAAAUCGGCUGGGAAACCGAAUCAAUUGAAUGCUGGUGCUGAUGCCAAGAAGGCCUCUGAAAUAAAGGCGAAGAAACAUGCAAACGUUCUCAACGAGCGUAAAAAUUUGGGUUAUCGAAUAACUGACGCACCGAAGCGUAGAAUACUUCCAGGACAUAAGGAAUGCUCAAAAAACUUGAGCUUUGUUCCGAAACAUCACGGCUGGAAUUGGAAAAACAGCGAGGAAGCACGCAAGUAUGGCUGGCAGCCCGGACUCAUUCGCAGGCCUAUCAGAAAGCUUAUGAAGUUCUUUUUACUCGGCUCACCAGAGCAAAUAGCCGCCGAUAAAUUUAGGAAAGAAAUGGAAAUGGGAACGAAGGAGCAUCCGCCUAUUCUCAACUUGCGCAAGAAGAAUGGCGAAAUCUUCAUCACAUUGCAGGCUCUCAAUAGCUCAACUAUGGAUAUGAAGCCAAUCAUCUUCAAGCUGGUCAAAAGCGAUCUUGGCGUAGCUCUUAGUCAGAUCAAGAAAAAACUCAAGGAAAAGGGCUUCCGCAAAUGCACGUGCCACAAGCCCAUAAUGUUGUGCGUCUGCCGGGAUAUCUUCGAGAAGAAGUGUCUCGAGGAAGUUCUGCAGAAGGAGUGCAGGCGUCGGCAUAUGGAAAAUUGCGUCGAUAAAUUGGUGCUCUCCGACACCAGCGAUAGUGAGAUUGACUUCGAUUUCGAUGUGCCACCGCCAGCGGGCUCGGCGCAGGCAUACGUGAAGCCCAAAACGCAUACCCAUGAAACACAGACUGCUAAAGCUGAUAAAAAAUUAGUACCAAAAUAUCCACUAUUUAACGAGCCGUACUGGCGAGCCUAUAACUGUGCCGCGGGCGAUCGGUACACCGGCACCGCAUUCGGCUUACCUGGUGAGAAUAUAUUUGAGGAUGGAGUUUUUGGACAUGCUGGAGGUGGACCACAUGGGCCGACAGCGUCUGCCGGAGGAAAACCGAAGUCAAAAGGCAUAUGGGGUUCCGCUCGAGGAGGGCCAAUGCUUGGCGGUACUCGUUCUGGCGGUGCUCGUUCUGGCGGUGGGCGUAUUGGUGCUGACGGAAAAUUAGCUACCGACAAUAAAUCGAAUCUAAAAGCCAAAGGCCCAAAAAUCCCUGUUCACCAGCGUCAAAGAUUCAUUGAUGAUGCUAAAAAACGUAAGCAAGCUGAAAAAGCGGCAGCUCAAAAGGAGAUUGCACGAAAGAAGAGAGGUGUCAAUCUAAUGGAGUAUUUGAUGCAUGAAGGUAUCAUUGCCGAACCCUGGGACCCGAAUCAUCCCAACUCAAAGCACAAGAAACACGGCCCAGUCGUGGGACCUGAUGGACUUACCAGUGCGCAACGCAGAAGAAAACUUUAUGAGAUGAUGAUCGUGCCGCCGCUCGACACUAUGCCACGGUUGGGCAGAGCAUAUGAUCCCUGUCAAUGCAAUAAUUUCUGUUACAACCAAUGCUGUAAUCCAUAUUGCUACUGUUCUUAUUAGGAGCAAACAGAAAAGGUAGCUAUUGCCAUCACCCACAAAAUCCAUUUGCAGCUUAUUUGUAUUAAGCGCCAAUUUACCAAAGCAGUUUAAACCUCAUUUGACGCAGCCGUAACUUUGCUGCAUGGGGACGCCCCACAGGCACUGCAUAUGGUGCAUCAGCUGAAAAUGUAUUUAAAGAUGGGCAGAAUUCACGGAUCUUGAAUAUGUUGCAAUUGUUGUCAAAAACGAAAAUCAGCUCUAGGCAAAUGCUGCAGAGACUAUGGUAUUCGGUAAUUAGGGAUCCAAUGCCCAAGCCCGGAAAUUUCAAUUCGGAAAAAAAGAUACACGAUGUUUGGCAAAUCGAAAUUGUUACCAGUUUUUUUUAUAUACAUAUAACAGAUCAUACAUUUUUAUACA
Messenger RNA from Drosophila hydei, 3328 nucleotides. RefSeq lists its product as uncharacterized. The transcript has 3 exons. The record is from RefSeq and is a predicted model, not a curated record. Bases 179 to 2932 code for a protein of 917 amino acids. NCBI's taxonomy places the organism in Eukaryota, Metazoa, Arthropoda, Insecta, Diptera, Drosophilidae.